This is a messenger RNA of Periconia digitata, 389 nucleotides long. The record is from the annotation of a GenBank genome assembly. Lineage: Eukaryota; Fungi; Ascomycota; Dothideomycetes; Pleosporales; Periconiaceae.
CACGCUAUUUCAAUCGCGUGCAGAUGGGCUACGAGUGGAACAAGUACAACCAAACCCACUACGACCAUGACAACCCUCCCCCUAAGGUGGUGCAAGGCUAUAAAUUCAACAUCUUCUACCCCGAUCUCAUCGACAAAGCCAAGGCGCCAACGUAUAAGAUCGAACGUGAAAAUGGCAGAAGACGUGGAGAGUCGUUUGCGCCUGCUGGAGAGGACGAUACCUGUCUGAUCCGUUUCAUCGCCGGUCCGCCCUAUGAGGACAUCGCAUUCCGCAUCGUGGACAAAGAGUGGGACUACAGUGCGAAAAGAGAACGGGGGUUCAAGAGCAGUUUCGACAAGGGUAUAUUACAACUUCACUUCCAGUUCAAGAAGAUUUAUUACAGAAAAUAA